Bactrocera dorsalis (oriental fruit fly) is the source of this 3028-nucleotide messenger RNA. RefSeq names its product mismatch repair endonuclease PMS2 (gene Pms2). Bases 141 to 2783 code for a protein of 880 amino acids. The record is from RefSeq and is a predicted model, not a curated record. Gene Ontology annotation, cellular component: MutLalpha complex. The transcript is spliced from 8 exons. Gene Ontology annotation, molecular function: ATP hydrolysis activity; ATP-dependent DNA damage sensor activity; ATP binding. Lineage: Eukaryota; Metazoa; Arthropoda; Insecta; Diptera; Tephritidae. Gene Ontology annotation, biological process: mismatch repair.
ACGUUUUGCUGUCAAAUGUCAAAAUUUAUUUUGGCGCUUCCGUUCCGUUCGUUACUAUGUUUUAUCGUAAAUAAUACAAAAAUUAAAUAUUUAUUUUUAUUGUGCAUGUUUAUAUUGUGUUGUUAUUCAUUAUAUAUAAAAUGGCAGAAGAUAUUAUAAUACAUGAGCCAACAAAAGCUGAGUGUGGUGAAAUUAAAGCUAUUGCUAAGGACACUGUGCAUAGAAUUUGCUCCGGCCAGGUUGUGCUUACUCUGGCGGUGGCUGUGAAAGAGCUUGUCGAAAAUUCCAUUGACGCCGGUGCAUCGCUCAUUGAAGUCAAACUUCGGGAACAAGGUUUAGAAUCGUUGGAAGUUAGUGAUAAUGGCUGCGGAGUUCGUGAAAGUGAUCUCGAAGCUAUGACCGCAAAAUACCAUACAUCAAAGAUCAAAGACUUUGUUGAUUUGCAAAACGUUGAAACGUUUGGAUUUCGCGGGGAAGCACUUAGUUCCCUUUGUGCUUUGUCUGAUUUAUUUGUGCUCACAAGGCAUGCCUCGCAAGAUGUUGGUGUACGUCUGGAACUCGAUCAUGAGGGUAAAAUUAAAAAGCGGACCCCCUGCGCUCGUGGUGUAGGCACCACGGUUACAUUAACAAAUUUGUUUGUGACGCUACCUGUGAGGCGUCGCGAUUUUACGCGUAACGUUCGCAAAGAGUUCAACAAAAUGUGUCAAAUUUUACAAGCAUACUGUUUAGUAGCGCGAGGUGUUCGUAUAAUUUGUACUAAUCAGAAUGCCAAAGGUGCUAAAAUGGUAGUUAUGCAAACACAUGGAAGUCAGGAUGUUCUAGCAAAUGUCGGUGCAGUUUUCGGGAAUCGUCAAGCAUCCGAGCUUUUGCCUUUAAAGUCGAUCUUCUGUGCGGACCAGGCUUUAACCGAAGAAGGCUUACAUGCAGAAUUACAGUCAGAAUUUGGAACGGAUGAUAACUUGCAAAUUACACCCGAAGAUUUGGAUCAAUUAAAAUCCUCACGUUUUAAGUUGGAAGGAUAUGUGUCCAGCUGCAAUCAUGGUGCCGGCCGAUCGUCCAAAGAUCGCCAAUAUUUUUAUAUAAACUCGAGACCCUGUGAUCCAAAAAGUAUAUCAAAAAUUGUGAAUGACACUUAUCAUCGCUACAAUAGUCAUCAAUAUCCGUUUAUAUUUUUAAACAUCGUUACUUCUCGGUCGGACGUGGAUGUAAAUCUAACUCCAGAUAAACGGCAGUUAUUGAUUCACAAUGAAAAAAUAUUGAUAAUAGCUAUCAAAAAGGCAUUGUUGAAUACAUACGCCAACUUACCAUCUACAUAUAAACUUCAAAACUCUACUAUAGUUAGCAUGUUGGGAAAUGACCGAGAAAAUGCACAAAAUGAAAAUGUGGAGGAAAAGGUAACGACUGAUGAACCUCUUGAGAAUAUGCCAAUUAGCAGUUCACAAUGUUUUAUGGAUGUAUUAUCACAAUGGAAGAAAACUGGCGAUACAGUAGGCACAGCCCCACCGGUCUCUAAAAAGCGGAAAUAUCCAGACGAAGUAGAAGUGCGUACUUUAAAGUUAAAGAAAAUACAUGAGUAUUUAGAUAGAGAAAAUCCAAAACAUUGUGAUAUGCCUAAAGAGUUCAGAGUACAGUCUGAGAGUGAUGAUGACGAAACUAGUCAACCAGCUAAGGCAAAUGUCUCAAAUGUGGUAUUGAAUGAACAGAAAUCAUUUGACACUAGUAUACUUGAUUUAGAACGCCUAAGCAAAGAAUCUCUAGAAUUUGACUCAUUGACUGAAAAAACUGUGGAGCGCCUGGAUCGUGAAGUUUUAUCUAACCCGCCGGAAUUAGUUUUGCACUUAGACGUUCCGGUUAAAGUUGAUAAUUUGAUGGAUUCGAUGAAUAAAAAUGACGAAGAUGAAGAUGUGACGUGUUCUCAAUUAUCUGCUACAAAAACUGUAGUGUUAGAUGAUAGUGUAAUAGAUGCUGAAUCUACUAGCAAGUACUACUCUACUGGAGUUAUGCGUAUUACACUCCCAGAAAUCGAGCGAAAUAUUAAAGCUGAGGAAAAGUUAAAGGCUGAAAUUAAACAGUCUAAUAAAGCCAAGCUGGAGCGCUUACGUUUCAAAAGUGAAAUUAAUCCCAGUCAAAAUUUAAAGGCAGAAGAGGAAUUACAGCGUGAAAUUAGCAAGGAGACUUUUGCCAAAAUGGAAAUUUUGGGUCAAUUUAAUUUAGGUUUCAUCAUUGUGAAAUUGGAUACGGAUCUUUUUAUCAUCGAUCAACACGCCACUGACGAGAAAUAUAACUUCGAGGUGUUGCAACGAACUACGGUUAUGCAAUCACAACCACUGGCUGUACCGCAGCCACUCGAACUGACGGCGGCCAAUGAGAUGCUCUUGCUAGAUCACCUGCCAGUGUUUGAGAAAAACGGCUUCAAAUUUGAAAUCAAUGAAAGUGCACCGCCUACUAAGAGAGUUAAAUUACUGCGUAAACCCUCUAGCCAGGGUUGGGAAUUUGGCAAGGAGGAUAUUGACGAGUUACUCUUCAUGCUUCAGGAUGCUCCUCAAGGAAGUGUGUGCCGACCAUCACGAAUACGCGACAUGUUCGCAUCGCGAGCUUGUCGCAAAUCGGUAAUGAUUGGUAUGGCCUUGAAACGUGCUACGAUGAAGAAAUUAGUUACGCACAUGGGAGAGAUUGAACAACCUUGGAAUUGUCCACAUGGGCGGCCAACGAUGCGUCACCUUAUCAAUAUCGCAAUGCUUGAAGACGAUGUGGAAAUCGAUGAUACACAGACAGUUACUUAGAAAUAUGCUUCGCCAGACUGUUGAUUAGUUGGUAAAAAUAGGAUGGUACAGGUAACUGGAGUUUGAGAAUUCGUGAGUCUGGGCUAGGUAAACAACAACAAUAAUAACAUAUGGCACAAAAAAAUUAAAAUUCAUAAAUUUGUCAGUUCAGAUUUUUUUUAUUAAACACUGAUUGUACGAAAAACAUUAAAUCCACUAUGCGCCGUGGACAAUAUUACACCCGGCAAUUGCGGAUGCCAAUGCAA